Eublepharis macularius is the source of this 1985-nucleotide messenger RNA. RefSeq names its product EGF containing fibulin extracellular matrix protein 2 (gene EFEMP2). The coding region runs from base 228 to 1568 and encodes 446 amino acids. The record is from RefSeq and is a predicted model, not a curated record. The transcript has 13 exons. NCBI's taxonomy places the organism in Eukaryota, Metazoa, Chordata, Lepidosauria, Squamata, Eublepharidae. Gene Ontology annotation, molecular function: calcium ion binding.
CUCCCAGGGAGCAAGCGCCCGCCACUUCGUGCUCUGCACCCAGCCCGAAUUGGGGGUGUUUGAGCUCGCCGCCCCGGACAAGGCAAACGGGGUGCCGGCGUGUGCCAGGCAGCUGUCAGUGUGAUAAGAAGAGAACUCUGCACAUGUUCUGAGGCCUUCUGCUUUUGGUGUCAAACUUUGGGCAAUCAAAAACUGUUAUUCCCAUCAGUGCAUGAAAAGGCAUAAGGAUGAAACCCUUUUCAUGUCUGCUUCUGGCAACGCUCCUGAGAGCUGCAAUCUCACAAGAACCAGAGGAACCCGACACCUACACGGAAUGCACUGACGGCUAUCAGUGGGAUGCAGAGACACAGCACUGCAAAGAUGUGAAUGAGUGCGAGACGAUCCCCAAUGCCUGCAAAGGGGAAAUGAAAUGCAUCAACCAUUAUGGGGGGUACCUCUGCCUCCCCCGCUUAGCCACCGUUAUCAAUGAUGUGAAUUCUGAAAGAGCCUCCCCUCCCAGCCCUCCCCGACCGAGGCAUCCCUGGCCCCCACGGCUACACCCCGCCUCCCGACAGAACUCCUGCCCCCAGGGCUAUGAGCCAGAUGGACAAGGAUCCUGUUUGGACACAGACGAGUGUGAAUAUGAUCUGCAUGACUGUCAGCCCAGCCAGCAAUGCAUCAACACACCAGGCGGCUUCCACUGCCAGUGCCCAGAUGGCUACCGGAAAAUUGGCACAGAGUGUGUGGAUAUUGAUGAAUGUCGAUAUCGCUAUUGUCAGCACCGCUGUGUCAAUUCCCCAGGCUCUUUCUCCUGCCAGUGUGAACCAGGCUUCCAGCUGGCCAGUAACAACCGUUCCUGUGUGGAUGUGAAUGAAUGCGAGAUGGGUGCCCCUUGUGAGCAGCGCUGCUUCAACACAUAUGGCACGUUCAGUUGCCGGUGCAACCAGGGCUACGAACUGGACCACGAUGGCUUUACCUGCAAAGACAUCGACGAAUGUAGCUAUUCCACCUAUCUGUGCCAGUACCAGUGUGUGAAUGAGCCAGGGCAUUUUUCAUGCGCCUGCCCCCAAGGAUAUCAGCAACUGAGCACCCGUCUCUGCCAAGAUAUUAAUGAGUGUGAAACGGGAGCCCAUCAGUGCACAGAAUCCCAGAAUUGCAUCAACUUUCACGGUGGCUAUCGGUGUGUUGAAAAGAACCGCUGCCAGGAACCAUACGUGCAACUCUCUGAAAACCGCUGCCUCUGCCCGGCCACAAACCCCCUCUGCCGAGAUAAGCCGUCGUCUAUUGUCCAUAGAUAUAUGAGCAUCACAGCUGACCGAACGGUGCCCUCUGACAUCUUCCAGAUCCAAGCCACUAGUGUCUACCCUGGUGCUUACAACACUUUUCAGAUUCGCUCAGGAAGUGACCAGGGCGAAUUUUACAUCCGGCAAAUCAACAACAUAAGUGCCAUGCUGGUCUUGGCCCGGCCUGUGACGGGCCCCCGCGAAUUUGUGCUGGAUUUAGAGAUGAUAACCAUGAACACCCUGAUGAGCUACCGGUCCAGCUCGGUGCUGCGCCUGACCAUCUUUGUGGGAGCCCAUUCCUUCUAAUCAAGCUGAAAUGUCCCCUUGCCUGGCUGGGAGGGGAAAGAAAUAUGUGCCUGGACAGGGAAGAAAAUGGAGAGACCAGAAGGGGACUACUCAAGAGCCAGGGAGGGAUGCAGCAGCCUUGCCUCCCUCCCAGAACGAUCAAUAGCUGUGACCGGAUGAGGCCUCCAGCAGCCCCAGGUGUGACUUACAGUUCAGCUGCCCACCUUGGCAACACCGCCCAGACCCUCCACCGCCACUGAGUCACAACAGUGCCAGCAAUGAGCCUGUCUCCUGCUCCAGGGGAGGGGCGGGGGAGAGAGCCCACCCCCUGUAUCUUGGAGCAUGGAAAGGACUUUGGACCCUGUUGCAAAUCUUCAUUUGUUUUCUGGUUAAAACGAAAAAGACAAACAAAAAUUAGUAAAAGGUUUGAAAAGGAAA